AUGCAACCGGGUCUGGGGCUUCAAGUCACCCUGGCUUGCCAAUUGCCGACCCUCCAGGCGCAGUCAUCUUUCACACUACCCGUCAAAGUUUCUGUUCAAAAUCUUGGGAGUGACCCUGUGACAUUCCUGAGAUGGGGUACCCCGUUCGACGCCCAUGCCGCGGUCUCGGGUGUGUUCGAAGUUCGUGAUACUGCCGACGGGACAGUUCUGCCUCUAGACGUGCUCAAAAUAUCCCGCAAGCUUCCGGCGUCUGCAGGGGACUUAAUAGAGGUUGCGGGAGGCCAAACAAUUGAUAAGAUAGUCGAGUUACCAGGAGUAAAUCUACAAGAAGGUCAUGGCUAUUCUAUUAUUACGCAAGGCAUUUGGCACGCCAUAUGGAAAGCGCCACGGGUUGAUGUCACUGCAUCCCAAUUAUCGGACUUCUCAGGGGCAAGCCGCGGUGAGUUUCAGUCAAAUGUUGCACUUGUCAAUAUUGAGUAA
Messenger RNA from Penicillium subrubescens, 480 nucleotides. RefSeq lists its product as uncharacterized. NCBI's taxonomy places the organism in Eukaryota, Fungi, Ascomycota, Eurotiomycetes, Eurotiales, Aspergillaceae. The record is from RefSeq and is a predicted model, not a curated record. The transcript has a single exon. The coding region runs from base 1 to 480 and encodes 159 amino acids.